AAAAUGUUUAAUCCUUCAGGUCCUAAAGAUAAGCCCUUAUGCAUGGAAUUUUAGAAAGAUAUUUGCAUGAAACUUUAAUGUCCUUUAGAACAUAAAUAUUGGCCAUGUCCUGAUUAUGACAAAGGAUUUUGUUAUUUGGGAUCUUCAUGUGAUAAGUUAAAUUUGUAUCAAAACUUUUAGAAAACACAUAGUAAGGAAAUUAUGUAUGGAUUAUGUAUAUGGAUUUUGUAAGGAUGGACCUGAAUGCAAAAUGUAACAUGUCAAAUUAUUCGACUUGAAUGAUAGAACAUAAGAACUCAAAUUUACAGAGAAAUUUUAUUCUAAAUUAAAACAAGAACAGGUUACAUUCAAAUAAAGUGAAAUAAAUGUUAAACCAGUUAUUUGCAAAUCUUGUUAGGAAGUUGGACAUAAAUCAAAUGUUUGCAAGAAAACUUUGAGAUUAAGUCCAACUAGAAAAAUUUUAUGUGGUAUAUGUGAAACUGAACAUACAAUCUUUGAACAAGGCAAAAAGUAAGAUUGUUAAUACAAAAUCUCUCAGUCACAAUAUUAAUAAUAAUUAUUAUUUUAACAAUAAUCUUAAGAAUAAUGA
This is a messenger RNA of Paramecium primaurelia, 589 nucleotides long. The record is from the annotation of a GenBank genome assembly. NCBI's taxonomy places the organism in Eukaryota, Ciliophora, Oligohymenophorea, Peniculida, Parameciidae.